CGCCAGUGCCAGUGUGAGGCUGACAGUCGCCGCGAGAGGUUGUGUCGCUCGCCCGCUACACCGUCGCGCGCCGCUCCGGCCCUCGCCGGCGCUCGCCGCCGCACCGGCCCGGUUGUGUUUCGUCGUCGUCGUUCUCGUGUUGUGUUGUUGUUGUUGUUGUUGUUGUUGACGAUUUCGUCGUCGUCUGCCCGAAGCUGAGAUGGGCCAGCCACCGCGCGGGUGUCCGUCCGUUCCGUUGUUGUUCCUUCUGCUGCCGAUGUGCGAGUGACCAAUUUGUGAAUAGUGACGGGGUUGUGCGCUGGUCUGCGUGCGCGAGUGCUUGUGAGUGAGGGGAAGAAGCCUGCCGUCCAGGAAAACGGAAACUGGACAUAAAUCAGAUCCGGAAUCGCUGUCUUGUGUGAUUGGAUACUCGCCACUCUCGUCCGCGCAUGACUGCCAGGUUGGUGCUGCGUGGAUUAUUGACCUGUGCGGUGGAGUGAGCGAGGCGGCGGCCUGCCCCGGAAUACGGGGGGUGCUGGCUGGGGGGCGGAUGAUACAUCACCAGCGGGAUGCGGCCCCGGCGGCCCGCGGCUGCUAGGAGGGCCCCCCUCGGGCCACGCCGCGCCGGUCACGUGAUGUGUGACUCGUAGUCCAAAGCCAUGGACGGGCUGCUCGCUUGCGCCUGCCUCGUGCUGCUGUUCCUGUGUUCGGGUCGGAGCCAAGAGACCUACUACCCCCACGCGCCGUCGGACGCCGUGGUCCACCUGGAGGCGCAGCAGCAGCAGCGCCAUGGAGAGCACGAGCAGCUGCAGGUGGCCGCGGCGGCGGCGGUGGUCGCCUCGUCGGAGCAGCAGCAGCAGCAGCAGCUGGACGAGGAGCCGCCCUACUCGUUUCGGGGGCCGUACUUUGACACGUCGGUCUCCAACAACGUCACUGCGCUCGUCGGCAAGACGGCCUACCUCAAGUGUCGCGUCAAGAACCUUGCCAACAGAACGGUUUCGUGGGUCCGGCACCACGACAUUCACCUGCUGACGGUGGGCCGCUACACGUACACGUCCGACCAGCGGUUCGUCGCGAGCCACUCGCCGCAGACCGAGGACUGGACGCUGCAGGUGCGCUACCCGCAGCUCAGGGACUCGGGCAUCUAUGAGUGCCAGGUGUCCACCACGCCGCCCAUCGGCCACUCCAUGUACCUCUCCGUAGUAGAACCCAACACGACCAUCGUGGGCGGCCCCGACAUGUUCAUCAACAAGGGCAGCACCAUGAACCUGACGUGCAUCGUCCACCACAGUCCGGAGCCUCCGCCCGCCAUCUACUGGACCCACAACGAGGAGGAGAUCAACUACGACUCUCCUCGGGGAGGGGUCUCGGUCAUCACGGAGAAGGGCGACGUGACCACGUCCUACCUCCUGAUCCAGCGCGCCAAGGAGCCCGACUCUGGGAAGUACACGUGCAACCCCUCCAACGCCAACCCGGAGACCGUCGUGGUCCACGUGCUCAACGGCGAACACCCGGCCGCCAUGCAGCAUGGCGGUCAGCUCCGCCUGGAGUACCCCUUCUUCGUGGUGCUCUUCAGCUUCCUGGUCGCGGUGCUGGCUCUGUAAAGGGCGACCCGUGCUCUUCAGAGGGAAGAGCCACAGCGGCGCGCACCCGCAUCCUCUUCUCGCUGCAUCCUUCACUUCUCCUCUUUCUCCGUGUCCCACUUCUGCGGCGUCUCUCCGCCGCGGUGCCCUCGUUGCGCAUGUGCCGGUGAUGUUGGGCUUCCAGUGCGCGUACGAACGCUAGACUGCACCCACCGACUGUCCCGUCGGCCGGAGGGAGGGCGGCAACCGUGGUUCAUAUCGCCCGAGAAGAAAGCGUAUGUCCUGUGCGCUGCUGGCCGGGUCGAUGCGUUUGAGAGUGAAUAUUGUGGUGUGAAUCACAAAGUGCUUUUGGUGACAAGGUGUGACGGCAGCUGUAGGGCCAGUGGUGGGAAGCGCCGGAGCUGCUCGGGGAAGGCCGGGAGGGCCCACUGCACCCCCCCCCCCCCCGCAAUUUCUGCGCCCCGGUACGGUGGUCGUCCAGAGAGACUUUGCCAGCCUAUUUUCUUGUACAGAACCUUGUAAAUAUACAGAGAGAAUUAAUACUUAUAACUUUAUUACACUUAAAAAUACGUAAUUAUUAAGCAAACGUGAUGGAGGAGGGGCAGGUGUUAUAAGUUAAGGGACGGUGUGUGAAUGUAUGUCUGUAGAUUUAAGUUUUGAAUGUAUGUAUGCAUGUGUGGAUGUCUGAGUGCAUUUCUUUGAGUGCAGUUUGAACUUGCCAAACCGAAUCGUGUGGGUAAACUCUGCACUGACUUUAAAAGCAAGUUUAAUUUCCUGUCUCAUUCAAAAAUUGCCUUUUGCAGUAACUUUGGUCACAAAACAAGGUUGUAUUUUCUCAUCAAAGGUGAUUGUUCAGUUGUUUGUCUUGACAACUAUAAGGCAAUGUGGCUUAUCUGUAUCCUCCAGUAAAUAAAUUUUAAACACAGAAUACACAUGUCUGUAUGGCCAUCCAUCAUAAGCCUGAGCAGUUCAAUUUGUGUAGGUACGCCACUUCUUAUCUUUGUUUCAAGCAAUCUAUAGGAAAACGUUUCUGUCUCUGUGUCAUCUGUGACUCUUUUGAAGUCAAUGUUUUUGCACAAGUGUGGUCUCUGGUGUUUGAUAGAAAACAUAAUGUCAUUUUCGACUGCAUGAUAAAAACACUUUCCUAGGGAUAGAAAUAUUGUGGAGCCAUAACCACAAUGAACUGCAUAAGAUCACAACUUCAACAAAUACAAUUAAUUAGAAAAUAUUGAUCAUUCUAAUAAUGAUUACUACAAAGUGUGCUCAUGCCUACUAAUAAGUAAAUUCUAUUUACAUUGUACUUCAAUAAUGUUUUGUUUUGGUUUAAAACUUAUUAUCUUAUUGGAUUGUGCAGAUUCUUUCAUAACAUAUGAUUUUACUACAUGGUUUCUCAGAUGAGAAUUUGUGAAAGAAGUUCAGUGAAUGUCAUUUAUAAACACUUUCCUUUUUAUUCCAUAGAAACAAAGUUUGUUUGUGUUUUCUUUUUUUUGUGUCCUUGAAAAUUAUUAUAAUUUUUUAUGAUUUAAGAUUUUAUUUGAAAAGGUGCUAGGAAAAAGCUUUACAACUAUAAAUACAGUUUGAUGAGAAAA
Frankliniella occidentalis (western flower thrips) is the source of this 3151-nucleotide messenger RNA. RefSeq names its product lachesin-like. Bases 639 to 1583 code for a protein of 314 amino acids. Gene Ontology annotation, biological process: synapse organization. The transcript is spliced from 9 exons. The record is from RefSeq and is a predicted model, not a curated record. Gene Ontology annotation, cellular component: neuron projection membrane. Lineage: Eukaryota; Metazoa; Arthropoda; Insecta; Thysanoptera; Thripidae.